GUUGGUUAAUCUGGUGCAUGUUUCGUCCAGGAUCAUCACGAUCAUGGAACAUUCGCCGGCGUCGACCGCGAGACGUCGCGGUCAUCAGCAUCAUCCGCGUCACUCGACGCGUAGACGUUUCGAGGUAUCCGGCAGAGGACCCGCGCAGUGUGGCCCUGCCGGUACAACAACAACAACAACAACAACAACAACAACAAUAACAACAACAGCAAACAACAAUAAUCCUAAUAACAAUAACGAUAACAGCAACAACAAUAAUAACAAUGUCCUCGAUGAUGUCUUACAAGAGCAACCAACGUCGUUGGGCUCCCAUUGGUUACGCGAUUCCUUGUCGAGAAGAAUCGAAGCUAAUAAUAAAGAAGAUGUCAAGUCAAAGAAAACAACGACGACAGCAGCAACAUCAACAGCCACCCAGAUGACAACAAUUCCCGAAACAACGAUUGCAAAAACGACCGAUGAGAAAUACGAAAACAAGGAGAAUUUGAACGUCCGACAGAGGCUCGCGCAGUGUAGCCUGGACGUUGAUUUAAUAGAAAAUCGAAACGACGAUAAAAUCGACGACGACUACGACUUUGGUUACGACGAUAAAGACGAGAAGAUAAACGAGAUUGCUCCUAGGAGAAAUAAAGAUUUGAAGGUUUACGAGAAGGGUGGUUUAACUAAGCGGGAAAUUCAAACGCUCGUUUCGCCACGUGCUUGGGACGCGCAGCGUAAUGUCACUGGGAUUAAAGAGGAAAUUAACGAUAAUAUCGAUAAGAUAUUCGACGAGUUUCGUUUGGGAAAGGAAAAUGCGAAUUAUCAGGAAUACGAUCAUUUAGAAACGAAGGAUAAAUAUUUCUUUGAUAUAUACGACGAGCCCGAGCACGCGGUCGCGAGGGCUCGCGGGGAUGGUAAUUCCGACGACGAGUCUACCAACGUCGAGGAAGAUCCCGAAUUAGCCGAAUUGGCAAAAUUAAGGUGUCCAAGCGAAAGGGCCGAAGUACAAGCCGAAAGAGAAGCCAGAAGACGAAAGAGAUGCGCCGAUUAUCCUGGAUUAGCGUUUGGCUGUUCUAUAUUCUCCAGCGACACCAUGAUGAAGUUCAGUCUGAUUAGGAACGAAUUACAAAAUAUCAUGGGCAAUCAGCUGAAACGGGCUGAAUCCGAAGUCGCUGCCCUCAAUCGUCGUAUCCAACUAUUGGAGGAGGAUUUGGAAAGAUCCGAGGAACGUCUUGCUACUGCCACUGCCAAAUUGGCAGAGGCAUCUCAAGCAGCAGACGAAAGCGAACGCGCCCGCAAGAUUCUCGAGAACCGUAGCUUGGCGGAUGAAGAGCGCAUGGACGCCCUUGAAAAUCAGCUGAAGGAGGCGAGGUUCCUAGCCGAAGAAGCCGACAAGAAAUACGAUGAGGUCGCCCGUAAAUUGGCCAUGGUCGAGGCCGAUCUUGAGCGUGCCGAGGAACGCGCCGAGGCAGGAGAGUCCAAAAUCGUUGAACUGGAGGAGGAAUUGCGCGUGGUCGGUAAUAACCUGAAAUCCCUCGAGGUCUCGGAGGAGAAGGCCAACCAGCGCGAGGAGGAAUACAAGAACCAAAUUAAGACCCUUACCACUCGUCUAAAGGAGGCGACGCAGAGAGAGGAGACGUUCGAGGGACAGGUCAAGAUCUUGGAUAGUCAGUUGAAAGAGGCUGAGGCUCGCGCCGAAUUCGCGGAGAGAUCGGUGCAGAAACUCCAGAAGGAGGUCGACAGGCUCGAAGACGUCCUGGUAAACGAGCGCUGUAAGUACAAAGCCAUCGCCGACGAGAUGGAUCAGACGUUCGCCGACCUCGCCGGAUAUUAACGAAUUGGCUGAACGAUUUACGAGCUGGUCUAUUAUUGAAAGUAAAGAAAAUUGAAAAAAGGGGGUUAACAUACACCAUACACACUCGUACAUAUAUAUAUAUAUAUACACACACACACACAAAAGGGAAAAAGGGAAACGAUCAAUGAAAUUGUUAUUCACACUACGAUAAAGAAAAAUGAGACACUGCCAGAGCACGCUGACACUUUUCUGACAUGUCCAAUUAAUUUCAAUUUUGACAUAUGUCGGACUUUGCAAAGAAAUAUAUAUAUAUAUAUAUAUAUAUAUAUAUAUAUAUAUAUAUAUUUAACUCUUAUGAUACAUUCAACUUUUAAAUUCCAUUAUUUUUUUUAAUUUCUUCAAGAAUCACUAUUACUUGAUUAUACGUCAUAAUUUAUUAAAUAAUAAAUAUAUGUAUAUAAGAGUUAAAUGUGUAUAUAUAUAUAUGUAUGUAUGUAUGUAUGUAUGUAUGUAUGUAUGUAUGUGUGUAUAUAUUUAACUCUUAUGAUAUUCCAUUUUUAUAUUCUAUUACUUUGAAAUUCUUUCAAGAAUUAUUUGAUCAUGUAUCAAUGUAAUUUAUUAUGUAACAAAUAUGUUAUAUAUAAGGGUUAAAUAUAUAUAUACAUAUAUAUAUAUAUAUGCUGCACGUAUACUUACGCAUAUUGAAGAAUAAAAGAUCGAGUAAAACAGAAAAAGAAAAGAAAAAAGAGGGAUGAUAUAUAUUGCCUCUUUAAAAACCUUAUAAAAUCAUAUGAGCGUGAAAUUAUGUGCACAAAGCGUAAGCCCGGCUAAUUAAUGAAAUUUGCUUUUUUCUUUUUCUUUUUUUUUUUCCCGAUCCAUCGAUCCUUUAUAAUCAUUAAUCAAAAGUCUCGCGUACGAUCGUGCACAAAUGUCCUGUUCAAUCCUCGAUCUAAUGUUUCUGCCCUUUUUAUCGAUUCUUUCGCGUGUUUCUAUGCUUGUUCAAAGGAAAAUAAAAUGUUUUUAAUAAAAAAAAAAAUAAAAGAAAAAAAAAAAAAAGUCGCUUCGUAGAGUUGGUAAGCUUUUUUUUUUUCAUUAGCCUUCGUAAUAACUAUAACGCGUCGUUCCUAAAUCCGUUGAAAUAAGUUGUUCGUAGCUUUUUUAUAUA
This is a messenger RNA of Vespula pensylvanica (western yellowjacket), 2936 nucleotides long. RefSeq names its product tropomyosin Per a 7.0102 (gene Tm1). The transcript is spliced from 9 exons. Gene Ontology annotation, biological process: muscle contraction; actin filament organization. The record is from RefSeq and is a predicted model, not a curated record. Gene Ontology annotation, molecular function: actin filament binding. NCBI's taxonomy places the organism in Eukaryota, Metazoa, Arthropoda, Insecta, Hymenoptera, Vespidae. Gene Ontology annotation, cellular component: actin filament. The coding region runs from base 44 to 1810 and encodes 588 amino acids.